GGGAUACCAGGGGACAUAAAAAGGGCCCCAAAACAGGCAGGCACCAUCUUCCCUGACAGCAGCACCAUGGCCUUCCUUUGGCUCCUGUCCUGCUUUGCCCUUGUUGGGGCCGCACAUGGCUGUGGAGUCCCUGCCAUCCAUCCUGUGCUGACUGGUCUGACCAGGAUCGUCAAUGGUGAGGACGCUGUCCCUGGCUCCUGGCCCUGGCAGGUGUCAUUGCAGGAUAAAACUGGCUUCCACUUCUGCGGGGGCUCCCUCAUCAGCGCAGACUGGGUGGUCACUGCUGCCCACUGUGGAGUCAAGACAACUCAUGUGGUGGUGGCUGGGGAGUUUAACCAGCGCUCUGAUGAGGAGGAUGUGCAAGUCUUGAAAGUUGCAAAGGUUUUCAAGAACCCCAAGUUCAACAUGCUUACCAUCCGCAAUGACAUCACCCUGGUGAAGUUGGCCACGCCUGCCCAGUUCUCCAAGACCGUAUCUGCCGUGUGCCUUCCCAGUGCCAGUGACAACUUCCCUGAUGGGUUACAGUGUGUCACCACUGGCUGGGGCAAGACCAAGUCCACUGCUACCAAGACCCCCGACAAGCUGCAGCAAGCAGUCCUGCCCCUUGUGUCCACUGCUGACUGCAAGAAGUUCUGGGGCACCAAGAUCACUGACGUGAUGAUUUGUGCUGGGGCCAGUGGCGUCUCUUCCUGCAAUGGUGAUUCUGGUGGCCCCCUGGUGUGCCAGAAGAAUGGAGCCUGGAACCUAGUAGGCAUCGUGUCCUGGGGCAGCAAUACCUGCUCCACCUCCACGCCUGCUGUGUACACUCGAGUCACCGCACUCCUGCCCUGGAUUCAGGAAAUCCUGGCAGCCAACUGAUCAUAUUUCCUUGCCAUCCCUUCUCCAGAGAUCCCCAAUAAAGUCUUUUAUUCAGAAACACUA
Messenger RNA from Cavia porcellus (domestic guinea pig), 921 nucleotides. RefSeq names its product chymotrypsinogen B-like. The record is from RefSeq and is a predicted model, not a curated record. The coding region runs from base 67 to 858 and encodes 263 amino acids. Gene Ontology annotation, biological process: proteolysis. The transcript is spliced from 7 exons. Lineage: Eukaryota; Metazoa; Chordata; Mammalia; Rodentia; Caviidae. Gene Ontology annotation, molecular function: serine-type endopeptidase activity.